UUCAUAAAAAAUGUCGUUACGAAAACGAGCAUUGAAUAGCUUUCAAAAUGCUCAGACGUCUGUUUGGCAUAGCUCAUUGUCUACUGAUACGGUCAACAUGGAGAAACUCAUUGUACAGACCCAAAAUGGUCAAGUGCGCGGUGGAAUUAGACAUAGCAUAGAAGGAUAUGAUUAUUAUAGUUUUCUAGGAAUACCUUAUGCGAAACCACCAAUCGGCGAUUUGAGAUUCAAAGAUCCUGAACCAGUUGAAGACUGGACUGGAAUUCGAGAUGCAACAAAAUAUGGAAAUAUGUGUUGGCAAUUUUUUGCAUCUACUCAAACUUAUUCUGGAAGUAACGACUGCCUCUACAUAAAUGUUUUUGCAAAGUCCAUGAAAAAUAUCGAUAAGCUGAAACCAGUGAUGGUUUGGGUUCAUGGUGGCGGUUUUAUGUUUGGAAGUGGUGAUGAUGCGAACUUUGGACCUGACUAUUUGUUAAGAAAAGAUAUUAUUCUUGUGACUUUCAAUUACCGAUUGGGAAUUUUCGGAUUUCUAAACUUAGAAGAUGAAGCAGCACCUGGCAAUCAAGGAUUGAAGGAUCAAAUUUUAGCUUUUAAAUGGGUCCAAGCUAACAUAGCGAAAUUCGGCGGAGAUCCUAAUAACGUAACGGCUUUUGGAGAAAGCGCUGGAGCAAUUUGCAUACAAUUAUUGGCUUUAUCGCCAAUGGGAAAAGGUUUAUUUAACAAGAUGAUUUGUCAAAGUGGAUCCAUUUUCAACUCUUGGGCAAGACUAAAAAAUCCCAAGAAAUAUACUUUUAUGCUUUGCAAUUUUCUUGGGAAAUACUAUACCGAUCCUAAACAAAUUGUGCAAUUUUUAAAUACACUUGAUAGUGAGAAAAUAAUACGAGCUCAAGAACAAGUACGAAAGUCUAUUGAAAAAAUGCUGGGAAUUUGGAUUUAUUGUCCCGGGAUAGAUAGCGAAUCUCCAAAUCCUGUUGUACCAGUCGCUCCAGAAAAAUCAAUAUUAAAAGGAAUUCAAAUGCCUUUAUUAAUGGGACACAAUAAUCGUGAAGGACUUCUUCUAUUAAUGGAUCCUCAUAGUUUUGCAGCAUUGAAGAAAGAAGAAUUGAUUCGAAUCGAUAGAAAUUUUUCUAAAAUUAUAAAUGAUAGAGCAGUCGAAACAUUAAAAGGAUAUGGCCUUACAAUAAAAGAUUUAAAACAAAUGUACUUCGGAGAUAAAAAAAUAUCUAUUGAUGAAAUUGAUGCAUUUGUGGACUUGCAAGGAGACUUUAAUUUUUUGGAAUCAAUCCAUAAACUCGCAAAGAUCCAACUAGAAAAUAAUACGUCACCGACAUAUUUUUAUGUGUUUUCCUACGAUAAAGAAAUUUCAACGACUAGAGCAGUAUCCACGCUACAGUUAAAAGGUGCCUGUCAUUUCGACGAGGUUGAAUUUCUUUUCAACAUGAAUUUGCGACAACAAUUAGGCUUCAAACCCUAUAAAAAAGGUACCGACUCUUACAAAGUGAUGGAGAUUAUGACAGAACUGUGGACUAACUUUGCCACAUACGGAACGCCGACACCAGCCAAAUCAGAAUUAAUCCAUAUAUUGUGGGAACCACUUAAAGAUGGAAUGCACUUACGUUACUUGAAUAUAGAUACAAAUGUGAAAAUGGACACAAUGACAAAUAUAGAACAGAAGUUCUUAUCUGCGAAAUCUUCGUUACAAAAAAAUACGAAGUUAUAAUACUUUAGAAAAAUAAGUAUGAAAAAACAUGUGAUUAUCUAUGUUUUACUAUUUUGUUAAUAGGUACAUGGAUAAAAUUUAGACUUGAUUAACUUUCCAUUGUAUGAUGACAUAACUUUAUAUUGUUGAAAUCUUAUUUGUAAUGACUAAGA
Molecule: messenger RNA, 1872 nt
Organism: Phymastichus coffea
Lineage: Eukaryota; Metazoa; Arthropoda; Insecta; Hymenoptera; Eulophidae
Product: juvenile hormone esterase-like
Exons: 8
Coding region: 11-1720 (569 amino acids)
Source: RefSeq, a predicted model, not a curated record